GAGAGGGACGCGGAGGCGUCGCCACUGCGGGCUGGGCGGUGCGGCGGGCUCGGAACAGAGACCCCUGAUUCGGCCACCCCCAGGACGGGACCCACAGAGUCGCUGGAUCGGCACCAGCAUGUCGGGCGAGGCGAGCGCGCCAGGGGCCUCACCCAGGGCCCCGCGUCCCGGGACCCAGAAGUGGUCUGGCACAGUAGCCAAGAAGGGCGAUCGUGCGACCAAGGAGAAAACGGCACCCAUCCUGACGCCGGUGGGCGAGGCGGAGCCCAAAAACCCUGAGGAGUACCAGUGCACCGGGCUCCUGGACACCGACUUCGCCGAGCUCUGCACGCGGUCGGGAUACAAGGACUUCCCAAAAGUUGUCACCCGGCCUCGCCCACAUCCGACCUUCUCUGCAGAACUGUCACAUGUAAUUUCCUAUACUGGUGGGGGGAGACCCACACUUCCUCUCUGUCACCCCCUACCCUCACCCUUCCCUUGCCUCAGUGGUGCCUCCGGUUCUCAGAUCUCCCCCACCCUCAGGAAGGUGUCUCUGGAGGGGAACCCGCUGCCGGAGCAGUCCUAUCACAAGCUCAUGGCACCGGAGAGCACGAUCGCGCACUUGUCUCUGCGUAACAACAACAUUGACGACCGCGGGGCGCAGCUCCUGGGCCAGGCUCUGUCCACACUGCACAGCUGCAACCGCACCCUGGUCUCGCUCAACCUGGGCUUCAACCACAUCGGGGACGAGGGCGCCGGCUACAUCGCGGACGGCCUCCGGCUGAACCGCUCCCUGCUCUGGCUGUCCCUGGCGCACAACCGCAUCCAGGACAAGGGCGCCCUGAAGCUGGCCGAGGUGCUGCGCCCCUUCGAGUUGACGCAUACCGAGGUGGUGGAGCGCCGGCGCCUCCUGCUGGAGAAGGGGACGCCGGAGCGCUCGCGAUCGCCUUCUACCUCUCGGCUCGGGGACUCCAAAUCAGACCGGGAGAAGAGCCAGACAGGGGGGCUCAGCAGUGUUUCCUUGGUGGACAAGACUGACAAGACGCAGGUGGUGAAGGCCGCUAAGGGCCUGGGCAAGAAAAAGGAGAAGCCGGGGGAAGUGGUGAAGAAAGAGGAGAAGUCAGGCUCUGGGCAGCUGUCUGCACAAGGAACCCUUAAAAAAGACGACUUCAAAGCAAGCAAGGGGAAGGUCACCAUCCCCGAGCAGAAACCAACCAAGGGCAAAGGGCCCAAGACUGGGGUCAGAGAGAAGCGCAGCACCCUCCUGGAGUCAGAGCAGCUGGUAGCUGAGACCACGGAGACGGUCAGUCCGCUCCUGGAGCCGGUGGAGCACCGGGACGGGAAAGUUUUCAUGCCGGGGAACAAAGUCCUCUUGCACCUCAACCUUCUCCGAAACCAGAUCACAGAGGUGGGGCUGGACGGCUUCCUGGCUGCAGUGCAGUACCAGGCACAGUUUACCCAAGCCAACAGCACGUCCAAGGGCCCCGUGGGGCUGCUGUGGCUGUCCCUGGAGAAAAACUGCUUCUUCCCACGAUGUCCUGCGUAUGCCACGAUCCAGGAGCUGAUGCUGCCAAGGGACCCCAUCAGUAAGGCCGAGCCAAGGGAGGAGGAGGCCUUGGCCCCCUCCACCUAGCCCGCCCCUCCCUCCUUCCCAGGGGCUCUGGGCUGCAGAAGCCUCUCCACACGUGGGCUGACUCCCUGGGGGAGAUCUCAGAUCAUUAACAAAUCCUAUUGCUGUUCUUUUUUCCUUGAGGUUGUCUGAAAACUGUUCCAGAACAUUUAGACUCUGAGUCUUGUUUGUUACAUGUCCAGAAACGGCUAAACGGCUUUGUGGUCCUGCUGGGAAUAGUUCUUGCUUGCUGGGCCGGAGUCAUUCUCUCCCUGUGUUCCCUAGAGAACGCUGAGGUUUGCAGCAACCUUUGGUCUCAGAGGCAGAAGGGAAAGACUUAGGGUUAGUAACUGACACGUGCAAGCAGAGUGGGAGAGGAGUGGGUCCGGUAGAGGGAUGGAGCACGUGCUGCCCCCACCCUGUCUGCUUCUCACUGUUGCCCAGGUGUUUGGUUUGCAGAAGAGGCAAAGAAUAUACACAUUUCAGCUUAAGAAAAUGUAUGGAGUUGGGCAGUUACUUUGGAGAGGGCACUGAGUCUCUCUGCAUCUAUAUAGCGCAGGGCAAGCACUUGGCAUGAAUCCUGGUAACACUGCUGCAGACGCCGUCCAUUGGGAACCAGGUGCACCAGCCGCUGUGGGGGCCCUGGGUCCUCACCUCCCCUGAGAUAACCAGCGGACAGUGCCUAGAGGGUCCAGGCGGGCUUCUGGGGAGCUAUGCCCACUCGACAGGAGCUUCCAGAGAAGUGUCCCUUCUUCCCCUCUGGGCCCAUUUGACCUGGUCCCAGCCCCUCCUUCCCUCGGUUGCUUUGACGAGCUCCCCUGCCCUGAACUCCCUUCUCAGCGAGGCUCAGUGGCUCUCCCGGGCCUCUCUGCCUCUGCCUGCCCGGACAGCCACUCAGCCUCUCGGCAGCUGGCUGCUGAGCUUCAGCCACCUCGGCUUCUCCCAUUAUCCCUUCCUUACCAUACUUGGUCACCAGUGACUUGUGUAUUAGUUCUGACACCUGGCUGGACUACGAGCUCUGAGGCCAGCACCUAGCAUCUAGGUUUAGGAGGGAGAGAAGUUGGGGCUGGAAGGAUUUGUCCCUUGGUCCGACAGUGAAGGCAAAUGUGGAGGGGCUUUGGCAGGCUGCAGUCCUGGGGGCGUGUCUGCUUCUGCUGUGCCAGCGUCCAGGGGGCGCACAGCCUGUGGGAGGGUCGGGAGGGCUGACGGCUGCGAGGGGCUGGCCAGGCCUCUGAGACGACUCUCCUCCUCAGGUUUUGCCUUUAAAGUCCUGAAGCUGAAGGAGGGCAGCUCACGAGGGCCCUUGAUGCUGGGUCCCCUGCUCCUUUGUAUCGUGUGUGUGUGCGUGUGUGUAAACUGUGAGUUCAGUGUCCUUCCAUGUCUUGGCCAUGGGGCUGGGUAAUGGCACACCCAACUGUAGGUCAAUGAGUGCACGUCAGAGGUUCUGGGAGAGAGUAAGGCAAGACUGGGCCUGGGGGCUUGACACCGCUGGG
This is a messenger RNA of Manis javanica (Malayan pangolin), 3081 nucleotides long. NCBI's taxonomy places the organism in Eukaryota, Metazoa, Chordata, Mammalia, Pholidota, Manidae. The record is from RefSeq and is a predicted model, not a curated record.